UGCAACUCAGCUCGGACCGAAUUUCAAUCUGAGAAAUACGUUUAGUUAACUCUGAGCACUUGAAGCAUAUCGACAUGGAAGUGCUUGUAAGCGGAAAACUUGUUCUGCUUCUGAUUGUAGCCUGGCUGGGUGCCUCGGCAGUGGCAGAGUUCCAAUGCGGUCGUCUAGAGGAGAGGUAUUUAUACACAAUCCUGGAGAGGACUGAGCCCUCCGAGAAUCCCUGGAUAGGAAUCCUGUUGGCGGGUCGUGACAAAAGAUAUGACAACACGGCAUGCUCCGUUGUCAUCAUUAACGAGCUGCACGUCCUCACCACCGCCACGUGUGUGAAACGGUUCAAGAACCGAUCCGGAGACACCGAUGCCGUGGCAAUGCUGGGCGUUUGGGACGAGUCGAGCUCCCCCGAUGACGAGCUGGUCUGCAACGAAAGGGACUUUUGUGUGCCUGGCCCUGUUCUAUACAAUGUGAUCGAUAUCAAGGUGCACCCACAGUCGGACAGGGACACGGGUGACAACGACUUGGCCAUCCUGCGGCUGGAAAAGCCAAUCAAGUGGACCAAGUGGAUACAACCGAUCUGCUUGCAGGGCAGCUCGGAGCCGGAGACGCUGACCAACCGAAACCUGCACUAUUCCGGCUUCAACCACUUCUCCACCUACAAGGGCAAGGGGCUCGCCAUGACGGUCUCCACGCCGAAGUGCAAGCGGCUGACCUCCUCCAGCGUCUUUUUCCCCGAAAACCAGCUGUGCGGAUAUCCCGUGAAGCGGACCAAGUUCUAUCCGGGAUCGGCACUGAUGGACAUCGAUGUGCAGGGUGAUAAGCCGCACAGCUUCUACCUGGUGGCUUUGCUAGUCCGCAAUGUGGAUGCCGGAGGGGCUACCACUCAGGUCUACCAAAACGUGCGAAACGCCCGUUCCUGGAUAGCGGAUAAUUCCAAAUAAACAACUUGAUUUGUCAAUACUAUGUAGGAAAAUAUAAUAUUAAUAAAGACGACAGACGAGGAA
Drosophila rhopaloa is the source of this 998-nucleotide messenger RNA. Its product is annotated as phenoloxidase-activating factor 3. Bases 75 to 935 code for a protein of 286 amino acids. Gene Ontology annotation, molecular function: serine-type endopeptidase activity. The transcript is spliced from 3 exons. The record is from RefSeq and is a predicted model, not a curated record. Gene Ontology annotation, biological process: proteolysis. Lineage: Eukaryota; Metazoa; Arthropoda; Insecta; Diptera; Drosophilidae.